AUGUCUAACAUGGUAGGGUCUGGAGGUGGUGAGUUAAGAGCGUCGAUCUUUGGAGGUGAUAACUAUGAGUUAUGGAGCAUAAGAAUGAAAACCAUUUUCAAAUCUCAUGGGCUUUGGGAAUUGGUUGAGAAGGGGAUGGAGUGCUCAGAUUCGAAGGGAGGUGGCGAAUCUGAAGCAAAGAAGAAAGAAAAGAAAGAAUCGAGUGGUGCUGGGAAGAUGGCUGUCACCGAGCUACUCAUGAAGGACACUAAAGCUCUGGGUCUGAUUCAAGGAGCAGUGUCUGAUGAGAUCUUCCCCCGAAUCUCUCAUGAAGAAACCUCUAAGGGAGCUUGGGAUAUCUUGAUGAAGGAAUUCCAUGGUGAUAAACAGGUUAGAAGUGUUAAAUUGCAAGGUAUACGUAGAGAAUUUGAAUAUACAAGAAUGAGAGAUGAUGCGUCCAUUUCUGCUUAUCUUACCAAACUGUUUGAUCUGAUAAACCAAAUGAGGAGCUAUGGAGAGGAUUUAGCUAAAGCAAGGAUUGUUCAAAAAUUACUAAUCAGUUUGCCAUCAGCUUAUGAUUCAAUCUAUUAUGUUAUUGAGCAUUCUAAGGAUUUGGAUGAAAUUGAGGUACAAGAAGUGGAAGCUUCUUUGAAGAGUUUUGAAUUAAGGCUAGAUAGGCACUCUGGAGAUAAGACUGAGAAAGCAUUUGCUAGUCUUAGUGUGAAUCCCAAAUUAGAAAAAUAUAGUGGAAGUCAAAGUGGUUCUAAGGAUCAAAAGAAUUGGAAGACAAAAGGCAAAAAGUGGGAUAAUAAAUCAACUGAUGGAGCUAGAAACCCCUGCAAACAUUGUGGCAAACUACACUUUGGUGAGUGUCGGUUUAAGGGAAAACCAAAAUGUUACAACUGUGAUAAAUUUGGGCAUAUUGCAAAAGAUUGCUACAGCAAGAAACCAGCACAACAACUCAACUAUGCUACUCAGACCGAAUCCACACCAACCAUGUUUUAUGCUAGUAAUAAGGGUUCUGCUAGUGUAAAAGGAUGUGAUGACGUAUGGUUUUUGGAUAGCAGAUGCAGCAACCAUAUGACUAGCAGAGAAGAUGUAUUAUGA
Prunus armeniaca (apricot) is the source of this 1086-nucleotide messenger RNA. The record is from the annotation of a GenBank genome assembly. Lineage: Eukaryota; Viridiplantae; Streptophyta; Magnoliopsida; Rosales; Rosaceae.